AUGAAGAGGGUGGCGCUUGUUGCGGUGGCACUGCAGAUAGCAGAGGAUCCCCAGUUCAAUGUUUCAAAGAUAGACAGCUUCUUCAAUUCAUCGGGGCGUCUCCCCUCCGCCCAGCCACACACCAACAACUGGGCCGUCCUCGUGGAGACGUCCAUCUUUUGGCACAACUACCGACACGUGGCCAACGUGCUGAGCAUGUACCACACUGUGCGCCGGCUGGGCAUUCCCGACAGUCAGAUCAUCCUCAUGAUUGCCGACGACAUGGCGUGCAACACGCGCAACUCCAACCCCGGCACCAUCUACAACAACCGGAAUCACAACCUGAACAUGUACGGGUCGGAGAUCGAGGUCGACUACCGCGGCUACGAGGUGUCCGUGGAGAACUUCAUUCGCGUGCUCACAGGCCGGCACCACGAGGGCGUGCCGCGGUCCAAGCGACUGAUGACGGACGAGCGCAGCAACGUGCUCAUCUACAUGACCGGCCACGGAGGCGACGAGUUCCUCAAAUUCCAGGACUUUGAGGAGAUUUGCAGUCGAGAUCUGGCGGAUGCGUUCGAGCAGAUGUGGGAGAAGGGGCGGUACAACGAGCUCCUGUUCGUGGUGGACACCUGCCAGGCCACCACCCUCUACAAACACUUCCGCUCGCCCAACGUGCUCGCCGCCGGCAGCUCGUCACGGGGCCAGAACUCCUACUCGCUGGGCGUGGCGAUGAUCGACAGGUUCACCUACGCCACUCUCGAGUACUUCGAGCACAACAAGGUGGCCGAGGACUCCAAGAACAACCUCAAGGAGCUGUUCGCCGAUGACAACUACCGAUACCUCGGCGCCCAGUCCAACUACCGAACAGAUCUCUUCUCCCGGCCUCUCGACAGCGUGCUGCUGACGGACUUCUUCGGGUCGGUGCUGCCGGUGCAGACCACCACGCGAGGCUACCCGCUGGGCGAGUGA
This is a messenger RNA of Acanthamoeba castellanii str. Neff, 948 nucleotides long. RefSeq names its product GPI-anchor transamidase, putative. NCBI's taxonomy places the organism in Eukaryota, Discosea, Longamoebia, Acanthamoebidae. Gene Ontology annotation, cellular component: GPI-anchor transamidase complex. The coding region runs from base 1 to 948 and encodes 315 amino acids. The transcript has 10 exons. The record is from RefSeq and is a predicted model, not a curated record. Gene Ontology annotation, biological process: proteolysis; attachment of GPI anchor to protein; protein localization to cell surface. Gene Ontology annotation, molecular function: GPI-anchor transamidase activity.